GUCUCAUCAACAUUUGCAGUUGGAUAUUGGUUUGGGUUAGAAAUGCGCUGGACCUUGCAGUCAUAUCUUGUGGUUGCUCUCACCGCAACAGUUGCCGCAGGUUUUACAACCAUUCUCACUAAAUAUAAAAGUGUAUUUAGUAUGUUGAGAGCUAGAUGGUUCAGGGACGUCUUUGAAGAUUUGCGUUUGCGGCUCCGAGCAAGCGAAGCCGCCGCAAUAAGAGAGAGAUUGGAUUUGCUUGAAGCCAAAAUACUAUCUUCGGAAACAAGUAACCUUGGUAGACUCUCUGUUCAUUCGCCAAGAACACUUGCAGAAGAGAAGCCUACUCCUGAGUGGGAGCUGGUCACAAGAGAAGAUUUCGUCACUCUCAGAUCGAGAGUUGAUAACCUUGCAAAGUCAGUAAACGCUGUAAAAUCCCAAGCAAACAAGUCUCUGCAAGUAUCUGAAGAUAUGCUGCGCCAAUACCUGGAAAAUGCAGUGUCUACGAAAGAGCAAUUGACAAGUUUUUCCCAAGGUGCCUCAUCGUUAUUGGAAAUGUUGCAACAGUUGGAGAAGGCUUUUAAUUCUCUCUUUUACAAGCUGGACAAUCAAGAUUCCAGUAAAGUUCUGAAAGCAAUAGAUGCGGAGUUGUCUAAUUUGCGUUCCUUUGUAGAAGAUGUGAACGAGGAAGUUAAGAGUAUGAGAUUGGUAGUGAAUCAAGCCAAUGUUACGUUUUCGAAUUCUUCUGUCUUUGGGCGGGAAUCAGAAGUUCCCGCAAGUUGGAGGGAACAGGAGAAGAAGGUUGACAGUACAACUUUGAACAAACCGAAGAACACUUUGAGGGAAACUUCAAUAGAUAUUCCACACUUGGAGGCUGAAGGAGGUGAAGAGGAUGAUGAGGAAGAAGAAAAGGGAAGUUCCCAACCCUCUCCCAACGAGUCGGGUGAGACGAAAAAGAAAAAGAAGAAGAAAAAGAAGAGAGCCAAGACACCCCAACCGACUGACGCUACAAGCUAAAAGAUGAUAGACAAAAGGUAAUAUCGUCUUUUAUUCGAAA
Messenger RNA from Galdieria sulphuraria, 1036 nucleotides. RefSeq lists its product as uncharacterized. The transcript is spliced from 2 exons. The record is from RefSeq and is a predicted model, not a curated record. NCBI's taxonomy places the organism in Eukaryota, Rhodophyta, Bangiophyceae, Galdieriales, Galdieriaceae. Bases 43 to 996 code for a protein of 317 amino acids.